GUUGUGUUCAGUACGACGGCAGCGUGCAACGUGCACAGUUUGGUAACGCAGAGAGGCAAAACUCACUUUGAGCAAAUAGCAAAUCAAGUGGUUGAAUAUUGAAACAGUUUCAUUUAGUGACAGUGGUGUUGUGUUUUUUAUCGAAAACCAAACAAUCCGACCGACCUCAGUCGUCGUGUUUUUGAAUUGAGAACUGUUUACAUUCGUGAACUUUAAUAGUGUUUCGUAAAGAAAUUUAGGAAUAAAUAAAUCAGCAGUUUUCCAGAUAUCCUGCAGCGGAUUUUCAAAUAAGUGUUAUCUUAACAUCACGAUUUUGGAAUAUCAGUGAGGACGCAGGAUCAAUAGUUUCCGAAACAACAACUGAUUUUGAACGAUCUUCACGGAAUUCGGAUUUCACUGAUCUACGACCUCGUUGUGAUUCCAUGAACACAGAUGCUCGAUGGAACUUCAUCGCAGUAAAGCAUUAUAACUGUUAAUAUAGAGCAAAGGUAGUAGAAGCAGCAGCCGCUACAAUAACAACAACAAGCACAGCAAAUAAGGCACGCACACAUCUUGACUGCCAGACCUCUGCCCUCACGCACUUCAUCAUCGCGCAGCACCGUGCACCCAUACACCCAGCAAAGCACACACGCCCGAGUACGCGAGCACUUUAUUGAGCACACAAUGCGAAGUUGCCAUUUAAUUGCGCUGUCGAUUGGCGUUUGUGUGGCAGCACUGGCGCUAAUACCAGCCAGCGUGUGCGCCACGACAGAGGUGCAGGAGACGCCAUUGGCGUUGCCCGUCGCCGAACAGACACAGCCGACCACGGCUACACCGGGCGAAAUUUGGGAGGAAGACGAUCAUGAGAUUUUGAUACGUAACGAACGCGGCACAAAGAGCGAUGGUCUCUCCUGUCGUUAUGGCAAAAAUCCAUGGACUGAAUGCGACCAGAAAACCAACACACGCUCACGAACGUUGACAUUGAAGAAGGGCGAUCCGGCAUGCGAUCAAACGCGAACCAUACAAAAGAAAUGCAAAAAAGCCUGCCGAUAUGAGAAGGGUUCCUGGUCUGAGUGUGCCACCGGUCAAAUGACACGCGCUGACAAAUUAAAGGCGACCAGCGAUCCAUCGUGCGAAGCAACACGUGUCAUCAAGAAGAAUUGCAAACCCGGCAAAUCCAAGGAUAAGAGCGCCAAGGAACAGCGUAAGAAUAAGGAUAAAGGUGUACGCAAAGCACGCGCCUAAUUCUCCAACAACACACUAACAACCCAGCGAACUGUUUCAAUUUGAAUUCAAAAACAAAAGCAAAAACAACAACUAUUUUCGUUGAAACAUAAUGCAAAACACACAUAAAAACGCAUGCAACAACGCCACAAACACAAACAACAACAAAAACAAAAAUGAAUGCACAAAAGCGCAGGAAGAAGAUGCAGAGAGCAGUUCAUUUUUAAAAUCAAACAGCAACAAAAACACUACUAACUGACAGAUUUCAUACAGAGAAUCACAACAACAACCACAUAUACAACAAAACCACGAAGUAAAACGAAUAAUAGAUAACAGUAAAACCGAUAAAAAAGAGAGAUGAAAAGAAAAGCAAAAAAUAGCAAGUAAAAUUAAAUUUAAUUAAACCAGACUUAAAAAGUUAAAUAAAAUUAAUCAACAAAUACAUAGCUACAGCAAAAGUGACAUUACAAAAACAAUUAAUAAAAGUGUGAACCCUUAAAACCAAAACAAAACAAGAGACAAGACACAAACUUAUUUAUAGAGAUCUCCAAAAUUUGAUUACAACAAAGCAAAAUAGUAAAUACUGAAGAAAAACAACAACACAUUAAUAAGUUUAAAAAGUAAAUUAAAUUAAAAG
Molecule: messenger RNA, 1840 nt
Organism: Bactrocera latifrons
Lineage: Eukaryota; Metazoa; Arthropoda; Insecta; Diptera; Tephritidae
Product: pleiotrophin-like
Exons: 7
Coding region: 664-1224 (186 amino acids)
Biological process (GO): mesoderm morphogenesis
Cellular component (GO): extracellular region
Molecular function (GO): growth factor activity; heparin binding
Source: RefSeq, a predicted model, not a curated record